Oncorhynchus masou masou (cherry salmon) is the source of this 6595-nucleotide messenger RNA. RefSeq names its product ephrin-A2-like. The record is from RefSeq and is a predicted model, not a curated record. The coding region runs from base 1123 to 1749 and encodes 208 amino acids. Gene Ontology annotation, biological process: osteoclast differentiation; axon guidance; ephrin receptor signaling pathway. Gene Ontology annotation, molecular function: ephrin receptor binding. Gene Ontology annotation, cellular component: plasma membrane. NCBI's taxonomy places the organism in Eukaryota, Metazoa, Chordata, Actinopteri, Salmoniformes, Salmonidae. The transcript is spliced from 4 exons.
AGUGCGGCGGCCAGAGGAAGCAAGCCAUGUGCUAAAGGAGGAACGGGACGCGCAAGAGAAAAACCACCGUGACUAAAAAGGGGGGAAAUAAUGUCAGCUCCACUGGUCUGUACACCACACACAGGGACGACAGUAGAGCGAUACCAGACUCGAAGCGAAAUUGGCCUUUUCUCCACAGCAACCCCAAACGACACAGGAAUAGCAGCAGCAACUUCGCAAUUGAUGCGGUGUUCCAGUUUCUCCACAUCAUGCUUUGGUAGUGGCGUUGCAUGGAUGACGCAGUAAACACGUAUCAAUAAGGCAACUUAUCAUAUUGAUAACUUUUGCCUGAGAAUAAAACUGAGGACAGUAACCACGGACGACAUGAAAUAGUUGCGGAGAAGAGCAGGACGUUUCUUGUGAGACUUGGAUUUCUAUCCCUCUGCUGCAACAUUGUGAUAUUUUGAGUUUCUUCUGAAAGAACACGAAUCGGUCGCUUGACUGAAACAUCUCACAAAACGGACCGAAAAACAUUGCGUUGAACGGACAUCGUCAAACGUGCAAAUGUUUAGAAUAAAAAGCAUAUUGAUUUGGAAGACCAUAAAUUCUAUUUACGACGAGGAAAGUUUUAGAAAGUAGCCUAUGCCAUGCUGGAAAGGAAUGGAUUUAAAGGACAAACAACUGUAUUCUUGGCGUCAGUGAAUAUCAAACAAGAUAUAAUGAAUGUCGUGCAAUGUGUUCAAAUAAGGCAUUCAUCACUUACAGUUAUUGAAGAAAAUGGAUUUUAAUAGUUAUUGUAAGGGCUUGCCGUGCAAAAGGAGAUCAACGAGCUGAGUCACACAUUGAUGAACCUUCAUGGAACAUAAUCAAAUGUAACGUCAUAGUCAGUGCUGCAUCUGCUUGGACUUCUCACUAAUGUUCUCACCAUUGGGAAUGUAUAGCUACAUGGGUCUACAUUGUAAAUCUUCAACUGAAGACGAAAAACUGCGGCCGAGAGCACCUGGAAUGUGAAUGUGGACAGCAACCAACCUCGUGCAUCAUGAAUAACACCAGGUUCAUUUGAACAGCAGUGGAAAACACUGUAGUUGAAUCAGUAUAACUUAUAGACAACAACGCGACGAAUUAUAUAGCCCUGUACUCGUAAUGGACAAGAACUGUUUAGCUUUUCAAAUGGAGUUGACUCUUAUGGUUGUUGCCCUCUUAUCUUGGGUCGCGGUAUGGGCGGACGAUAGCAAAAUAAUAUCAGACAGAUAUGCAGUCUACUGGAACAGCACGAACCACAGGUUUCUCCAUGGGGAGUACACCGUGGAGGUGGCCAUCAACGACUACCUGGACAUCUACUGCCCCCACUACGAGGACCCGCUCCCCCUGGAGCGCAUGGAGCGUUACAUCCUCUUCAUGGUCAACUACGACGGCUACACCACCUGCGACCACCGCAUGAAGGGCUUCAAGCGCUGGGAGUGCAACCGGCCACAGAGCCCCAACGGACCGCUCAAGUUCUCCGAGAAGUUCCAGCUCUUCACUCCCUUCUCACUAGGGUUUGAGUUCCGGCCGGGUCACGAGUACUACUACAUCUCGUCUCCACACCCUAACCUUGUCGGUAAACCCUGCUUGAAGUUGAAAGUCUAUGUCAAGCCCACAAAUGACUCAGUGUAUGAGUCCCCAGAGCCCUUCCUGACAGACGACAGCACCGGUGGCUGCUGCGUGGCCGCCCCCUGCCUCUCCCUCAUGCUGGCCAUGCUGCUCACGCUUCUCCUGUCCUCAUCAUAACAUCUUGGGCCCGCUGGCCUUACCCCCCUUGAAACACCCGACUUCCCAUCAAAUCUUCCGCCUCUUCCCCCUGCAAGGAGACAUGCCUCUUCCACACACCCUCUCCCCACGCCUGUCCUCUCCUCCUCCCAUAUCAGUCUACUCUCCUCCACCCUCCACCCUCAACCCCUCGACAUGCACCAUCUGGACACUGUAAACUCAUACUGCCCCUUCCUCAGAACCCUCCAACUCCUCAGCAUAACCCUUGCUUCAUGACCUCUGGCUUCUGACCCUCAGCUUAUAGCUCAAGUCCAGGUGGCGAUAAAGUGGAGUAGUCCUGGGGACCAGGAAGGAGUCACUUAAAGACAAGAAGGAGUCCCUUAAAGGCAGGAAAGAGUUCCUUAAAUCUUUACAAAAACAGCCUCCCAGCUGCAGAGGAGCGCUGGGAUGUGCAAGAAAUGAAUGGGGUUUUGAACCGAACUGAGCACAAACUCCCCUCGUACGUGUCUGGAUGGUCGACAGUGACUGUUGACGUCGACAGUGACGUCUUCUCCACUUAAGAACCCUCUCAUGUGCAUCUUCAUCUUCGGACUGUUUGCAUUUCUCUUUGAGUCUUUGUGCUUUGAUUAUGCUCAGUAAUGUCCCACUUGUACAUGUUCAUUCUGUUACAGUGUAUUAUACAGUAGUAUAUUACUUUGUCACGUUAGAUCAUAGGUGAACCUUCUCUCUCUCUCUCUCUCUCUCUUCUUGUGUCUCUGACCAGUCUCUCUCUCUCUCUUCUUGUGUGUCUAUGACCAGUCUCUCUCUCCCUCUCUCUCUGUGUCUCUGAUCAGUCUCUCUCUCUCUCUCUCUCUCUCUCUCUCUCUCUCUCUCUCUCUCCUCUCUCUCUCUCUCUCUCUCUCCCUCUUCUUGUGUGUCUCUGACCAGUCUCUCUUCCUCUUCUUGUGUGUUUCUGACCAGUCUCUCUCUCUCUUUUCUUGUGUGUCUCUGACCAGUCUCUCUCUCUCUCUUCUUGUGUCUCUGAUCAGUCUCUCUCUCUCUCUCUCCCUCUCUCUCUCUCUCUCUCUCUCCCUCCCUCUUCUUGUGUGUCUCUGACCAGUCUCUCUCUCUCUUUCUUGUGUGUCUCUGACCAGUCUCUCUCUCUCUCUCUCUCUCUCUCUCUCUUCUUGUGUGUCUCUGACCAGUCUCUCUCUCUCUCUCUCUCUCUCUCUCUCUCUUCUUGUGUGUCUCUGACCAGUCUCUCUCUCUCUCUCUCUCUCUCUCUCUCUCUCUCUCUCUCUUCUUGUGUCUCUGAUCAGUCUCUCUCUCUCUCUCUCUCUCUCUUCUUGUGUGUCUCUGACCAGUCUCUCUCUCUCUCUUCUUGUGUGUCUCUGACCAGUCUCUCUCUCUCUCUCUUCUUGUGUGUCUCUGACCAGUCUCUCUCUCUCUCUUCUUGUGUGUCUCUGACCAGUCUCUCUCUCUCUUAUUGUGUGUCUCUGACUAGUCUCUCUCUCUCUCUCUCUCUCUCUCUCUCGCUCUCUUCUUGUGUGUGUCUCUCUCUCUCCUCUUGUGUGUCUCUGACCAGUCUCUCUUUCUCUCUCUUCUUGUGUGUCUCUGACCAGUUUCUAACAUCUUUGUAAUUUCUAGCAGUAGCGUCCCAGAGUAGAUGAGGACCUUUUCUGUAAAUCUGCCAAAGACACUUGUUUAACUUUUAUACCGGGAGAACAGGGGGGUGGGACGGCGCUGUCGUGGCUCUCCAACAAGGUCGUAAGCAGCCAUAGACCUCUGUGUAGACCCUCUGAAACAUGCUAUGGGGGUCCCAUCACACACAGGGCAGUGUAGAUUUUUUUAAAAGAGGAUCUUUUUGUCAUACAAAAAAAAAUGUUAUGUAAAAACAAACAAAUGAACCUUUUCAAAAAUUGCCUUUUUCCACUGGUGCUGAAUUCAAUAUGAGUCUCUCCAUCUCAUGCUGCGGUGCUUUAUCCCUCUUCUCUCUCUCUCUCUCUACUCCCCCUCAUCUCUCUACCCCUCCUCUCUCUCUCUCUCUACUCCCUCUCAUCUCUCUACCCCUCCUCUCUCUCUACUCCCCCUCAUCUCUUUACCCCUCCUCUCUCUCUCUCUCUACUCCCCCUCAUCUCUUUACCCCUCCUCUCUCUUUCUCUCUCUACUCCCCCUCAUCUCUUUACCCCUCCUCUCUCUUUCUCUCUCUACUCCCCCUCAUCUCUUUACCCCUCCUCUCUCUCUCUCUACUCCCCCUCAUCUCUUUACCCCUCCUCUCUCUUUCUCUCUCUACUCAUCUUCUCUCUCUCUCUACUCCCCCUCAUCUCUUUACCCCUCCUCUCUCUUUCUCUCUCUACCCAUCUUCUCUCUCUCUCUACUCCCCUUCAUCUCUUUACCCCUCCUCUCUCUCUACUCCCCCUCAUCUCUUUAACCCUCCUCUCUCUCUCUCUCUCUCUACUCCCCCUCAUCUCUUUACACCUCCUCUCUCUUUCUCUCUCUACUCAUCUUCUCUCUCUCUCUACUCCCCCGCAUCUCUUUACCCCUCCUCUCUCUUUCUCUCUCUACCCAUAGUCUCUCUCUCUACUCCCCCUCAUCUCUUUACCCCUCCUCUCUCUUUCUCUCUCUACCCAUCUUCUCUCUCUCUUUACCCCCCCCCCUCUCUCUCUCUCUCUCUCUCUACUCCCCCUCAUCUCUUUACCCCUCCUCUCUCUCUCUCUCUACUCCCCCUCAUAUCUUUACCCCUCCUCUCUCUUUCUCUCUCUACUCCCCCUCAUCUCUUUACCCCUCCUCUCUCUUUCUCUCUCUACCCAUCUUCUCUCUCUCUUUACCCCUCCUCUCUCUCUCUCUCUCUACUCCCCCUCAUCUCUUUACCCCUCCUCUCUCUCUCAUUCUACUCCCCCUCAUCUCUUUACCCCUCCUCUCUCUUUCUCUCUCUACCCAUCUUCUCUCUCUCUCUACCCCUCUUCUCUCUCUCCUUCUCUCUCUCUACCCUCUCGCUCUCUACCUCUCUCUCUCUAUCCCUCUCGUUCUCUACCCCUCUUCUCUCACUCUCUCUCUACCCCUCUCUCUCUCUACCCCUUUUCUCUCUCUCUUUCUCUCUCUCUAACCCUCUCUCUCUCUACCUCUCUCUCUCUACCCCCCUCUCUACCCCUCGUCUCUCUCUUUCUCUCUCUCUACCCCUCUCUCUACCCCUCUCUCUCUACCCCUCAUCUCUUUCUCUACCCCUCCCUCCUCUCUCUCUCUCUCUCUCUCUCUUUCUCUACCCUCAUCUCUCUCCCUCUCUUUCUCUCAUUCUCUCUAACCCCUUCUAUCUCACUCUCUCAUGCGCUCUACCCUCUCUCUCUGUCUCAUUCUCUGCCCCCUCUCUCUCUCUGUCUCUCAUGCUCUGAAUGUGAGGUUUUUGCUGUAUGACACAUGCCCAUUGCUAUGUCAGGUCCUCUUGUCUGAGUCCCAGUACUAAGGCUGUUGACCGCUGGGUCAUUGUGGAGACUGAGGGUCUGUCAUCACGAGGGGAAUGGACAAUGUGAGAUCCCCAUGUAUUGUGCAACACUAAGGGAGCCAGACCUCCAUGUACACAUAAAGGGGAUAGAAAGGGAGCCAGACCUCCAUGUACACAUAAAGGGGAUGGAAAGGGAGCCAGACCUCCAUGUAUACUUAAAGGGGAUGGAAAGGGAGCCAGUCCUCCAUGUACACUUAAAGGGGACUGAAAGGGAGCCAGACCUCCAUGUACACUUAAAGCUGACGGAAAGGGAGCCAGACCUCCAUGUACACUUAAAGGGGAUGGAAAGGGAGCCAGACCUCCAUGUACACUUAAAGGGGAUGGAAAGGGAGCCAGACCUCCAUGUGCACUUAAAGGGGACGGAAAGGGAGCCAGACCUCCAUGUACAGUUAAAGGGGAUGGAAAGGGAGCCAGACCUCCAUGUACACUUAAAGGGGAUGGAAAGGGAGCCAGACCUCCAUGUACACUUAAAGGGGAUGGAAAGGGAGCCAGACCUCCAUGUAAACUUAAAGGGGAUGAAAAGGGAGCCAGACCUCAAUGUACACUUAAAGGGGAUGUAAAGGGAGCCAGACCUCCAUGUACACUUAAAGGUGACGGAAAGGGAGCCAGACCUCCAUGUACACUUAAAGGGGAUGGAAAGGGAGCCAGAGCUCCAUGUACACUUAAAGGGGAUGGAAAGGGAGCCAGACCUCCAUGUACACUUAAAGGGGAUGGAAAGGGAGCCAGACCUCCAUGUACACUUAAAGGUGACGGAAAGGGAGCCAAACAAACUCCAGCGGAAGUUUGGAAUCUCAUAUGCACUUCCGCUUUACAAAAUUGACUUUCGUUUCACUAAAAAAGACUGGGGGACUGAAGUGUAUGAGAGUAAUGUUGUGGCUUUGUGAUAGAACACUCCUCUCCCCAGUCAUGACCGACCAUUUACAGAGAGCUGGCCGAGAACAUCCGAAUGAACGCAGAAAUAAACUACAUUUCAGAGAAAAGUGAGCUAAAUACAACUUUUAUAUUUUACUUUAUUCCAUGUUAUUUCUUACUUUACUCUUCAAAGAGGCAGCAGAAGUUAUUCAUAUGUGAAAUGAAAUGAUAUUGUAGACCCUUGAAAUAUUAGAGCGACGAGGGUACCAGUCUCUGCAGCCAAACAGAGAAUCAGCCAUUUGCUAUUGUUGUUGUUGUUUUCCUGCUUGUAUCACAAUGCAUUAUGGUACUUGUAGUCCUGUAAUGCUUUUUUUAAAGGUGAAGAACAUGGUGUGGUUAUCAGAUCAAUUUAUUUUUAGUUGGUUUUAAUGUGGAUAAAACAUGUUUGGAUUUCAUAUGAAAUGUUCUUGUUUUGGCAAAGGAAAGCUAUGGGGAAAAAUGGAAAAAACACAAAUAAAGCUUUUUGUCUAUAGCGGA